Molecule: messenger RNA, 1871 nt
Organism: Platichthys flesus (European flounder)
Lineage: Eukaryota; Metazoa; Chordata; Actinopteri; Pleuronectiformes; Pleuronectidae
Gene: rnmt
Product: RNA (guanine-7-) methyltransferase
Exons: 11
Coding region: 118-1245 (375 amino acids)
Biological process (GO): 7-methylguanosine mRNA capping
Cellular component (GO): nucleus
Molecular function (GO): mRNA 5'-cap (guanine-N7-)-methyltransferase activity
Source: RefSeq, a predicted model, not a curated record
UUGUUGUUGUUUUGUGUUUUCGUGAAAACUCGCCCGGUAACGGAGACUUUCCCCGUUAAUGUCCGGUCACGUGACGGCGCGACCCGCGCCACGAGGCACUGGUGACUUCCGAGAGCGAUGGAUCUUCAGACGACAGAAACUGUGAAGGGGGGAGGAGAAGGGGAGGAAAGAGGGAGGAAGAGGAGACCCGAGGAAGAGGAGGACAAAGAGGAGACCUCCUCAAACAAGAAGCAGGAGGCCGAUCACAGUGUGAAGGUGGCCAGUCACUACAACCGCCUACAGGAAGUGGGUCUGGCUGCCAGAAGCCAGAGCAGAAUCUUCUUCAUGAGGAACUUCAACAACUGGCUGAAGAGCGUCCUGAUCGGUGAGAUCCUAGAGCAGGUGCGGGGGGCGGGGUCUCGGCAGGUGUCUGUGUUGGAUCUGGGCUGUGGGAAAGGAGGAGACCUUCUGAAGUGGAGGAGAGGAGGAAUCAAUCACCUGGUCUGUGCAGAUAUAGCUGGAGUGUCUGUGGAGCAAUGUCAGAGUCGUUAUGAAGAGAUGAAGAGGAAAAGUCACGUUAACGAGAAAAUCUACAGCGCUCAGUUCAUCACUGCCGACUGCUCCAAGGAGGUUCUGUCAGAGAAGCUGGACGACCCGAAGCUGAUGUUUGACAUCUGCAGCUGUCAGUUUGUGUUUCAUUACUCGUUUGAGAGCGAGCAGAAGGCGAACGUGAUGCUGAGAAACGCCUGCGAGCGUCUGAAACCCGGCGGGUUCUUCAUCGGAACGACACCAGAUGCCUUCGAACUUGUUAAACGUUUGGAGGCGUCGGACUCCCUGUCGUUUGGUAACGAGGUGUUUAAAGUCUCGUUUCAGUCCAAAGGUUCGUACCCUAUGUUCGGCUGUCAGUAUCACUUCAGCCUCGAGGACGUGGUCGACGUUCCAGAGUUCCUCGUCUACUUUCCUCUUCUAGAGCACAUGGCCAAACGCUACAACAUGCGUCUGGUGCUGAAGCAGAGGUUCUCUGAGUUUUCUGAGGAGAAGGUGAAGAAGGAGCAUCACCGCAGCCUCAUGAUGAAAAUGAUGGCGCUAGAGCCGUUUCCCUGUGAGGACGGAGGUCGACCGGCUACAGACACCAAAGGAGAGUACAUCCAUGCUAAAGAGCACUGCGGCAGCACUGGAGUCAAACUACCACUGGGAACUCUGAGCAGAUCUGAGUGGGAAGCAACCAGUAUCUACCUGGUGUUCGUCUUCCAGAAGAUGUCCUGACGAUGAAGACGUGAACUCACCUGCUGCUCAGCUGUUGUCCAUGUUGUGUGUUUUCUUUUUGAUAAGGUGUGAACUGUUUGGGUUUGUUGAAAUGAAUAAGAAUAAACGUUAAAGUCAGAAGAGUCUUGUCUAUGCAGUGACCAUGAUUUGAACGUCACAGUUCAGCUUCAGUCACAACUUCCACAAAGUGUUGUCUUCUUCAAAAUAUAGGGUUGUGCAACUUGAGUUGAGAAAACCCCCCAUGUCCCUGAUGCUGUGGUCAUGUGACGUAGAACAUGUAUCAUAUUAAUUUUACAUAUAUUUAUAUGCGAGUGUUUAUAUAUAUAUAUAUAUAUAUAUAUAUAUAUAAUUUCUGGUCUACAUGUUUAUAUUCUUGAUUGGAGCAACUGUAAAGAUUCGGUUUCCCUCUGAUUCUGUUGUUUCUGGUUAGGACCGUUAGGGGGCGCUCCAAGUGCACUGCUCACAUCUCUGAUCAAACAUCUGGAUGAGUGGGAUUCACAUGUGGGCACCAGGUGGCGCUGUAGAGACUCAGGUCUGUGGAUCAACCCUCACAGAAGGAAAACUGACACUUGUGAUCGUGUGACAUAAUUCAUCUUUAACAAAAAAUAAUAAACAGUAGAACUUCA